GCGCGCGCGUGCGCGGUGCUGCAGUCUGUGGGUUGGCUGGUUAUUUUGCAAGCGGGAGGGGCCGUGCGCGCUCCUGCCUCUGGCCUGUGUCCCCCACCCCCUUCCCUGGUCCCGGUCUCUCCUUCGGAAACAUGUCGGACACUGCUGUCGCUGACACUCGGCGCCUUAACUCGAAGCCACAGGACCUGACCGACGCUUAUGGGCCGCCAAGUAACUUCCUGGAGAUCGACAUCUUUAAUCCACAGACGGUGGGCGUGGGCCGCGCGCGCUUCACCACCUAUGAGGUUCGCAUGCGGACAAACCUACCUAUCUUCAAGCUGAAGGAGUCCUGUGUACGGCGGCGCUACAGUGACUUUGAAUGGCUAAAAAAUGAGCUGGAACGAGAUAGUAAGAUUGUAGUACCACCACUGCCUGGGAAAGCCUUAAAGCGGCAGCUCCCUUUUCGAGGAGAUGAAGGGAUCUUUGAAGAGUCCUUCAUUGAAGAAAGGAGGCAGGGCCUCGAGCAGUUUAUUAACAAAAUUGCGGGGCACCCACUGGCUCAGAACGAACGCUGCCUACAUAUGUUCCUGCAGGAGGAGGCAAUUGACAGGAACUACGUCCCAGGGAAGGUGCGCCAGUAGGAGCCCCUUUCACCACUUGCCCUCUACUUCCCUGCUGAAAUGACAUUGGUUUUUACACUAA
Myotis davidii is the source of this 681-nucleotide messenger RNA. RefSeq names its product sorting nexin 12 (gene SNX12). Gene Ontology annotation, biological process: endocytic recycling; late endosome to Golgi transport. Lineage: Eukaryota; Metazoa; Chordata; Mammalia; Chiroptera; Vespertilionidae. Bases 132 to 620 code for a protein of 162 amino acids. The transcript is spliced from 4 exons. Gene Ontology annotation, cellular component: retromer complex; early endosome membrane. The record is from RefSeq and is a predicted model, not a curated record. Gene Ontology annotation, molecular function: phosphatidylinositol-3-phosphate binding.